CAUGAUGUGGAAGUCUGUAAGCUGCACAUGGUGGCUCUUUAUAGUCUCUCAGCUCACUUUAUGGUCUGUUUGGGUCACAGCACAAGAGCUGGACGAGGACGUGAAGAUUGAAGUUUUGUUUAAACCCGAGCAAUGCGAGCAGCAGAGCAAGAGAGGAGAUCUGAUGAAUGUGCACUAUGAUGGGUUCCUCGCCAAAGAUGGUACCCAGUUCUACUGCAGUCGAUCUGAUAAAACUGGACACCCUCAGUGGUUCGUGCUGGGUGUGGGUCAAGUCAUCAAAGGCCUCGACGUUGGGAUGAUGGAUAUGUGUGCAGGAGAGAAGAGGAAGAUAACGGUCCCACCCACCCUGGCUUUUGGAGAAGCAGGCAAAGGUCCGGUGCCGCCGAACGCCACGGUGGUGUUUGAGGUGGAGCUGUUCUCCGUGUCCAGAGGACCUCGCAGCAUGGAGGCCUUCGGGAACAUGGACCUGAAUAAAGACAAAAGUCUCACAAAGGAAGAGGUGAGACAAUACUUAAAGCUGGAGUUUGAAAAAGAUGGGAAGCCCCGCGACGAGCCUUUCUACGAGGAGAUACUGAAUGAUAUUUUCCACAAGAACGACGGCAACAAAGACGGACACAUCAGCGCGAAGGAGUACAAUAUUUAUGAGCAUGAUGAGCUUUAAUGUGGUCGAGAGCGGCUCGUUUUUUGUUUGUUUUUUAGGUAGAAAAUGGGAAUAGGUAAUAAAUUUAAAGGGAAAAUCCACCCUCAGAUGUUUGUUUUUUUCACGUUGUAAUGAAAGUUUAAGCUUUUGUUCUGCCUACUUUACUUCAGCAUGUCUCAUCACUUCCACUUCAGCGGGAGUUUCCUACUCUACUCUUCCCACAGUGUCCUCUUUGAUGACCGUGGGAGUAUAAAAGAAAAUGCUUCGGCCUCCUCUGUGGUGGAUGUUUUCAGUUUCACUUCAAUGUGGGGUAUCUAGAGAGAAAUGUGGCAUCUUAAAGAGGAUGUAUCAUACACAUUUCCAGGUCUAUGUGGAUAUUUUAGAGCUGUUACGGAAAUAUCUUUGCAUGAUUUCCAGUUAAAAACUCCCUAUUUAUCUUAUACUGGCCCUUUAUGCAGCCUCUCACUUCAGCCUCUGUCUCUUAACAGGCCGUUUUAGCUCCUGUCUCUUUAAGACCCGCCUCCUAAAUAAGCCUACUCUGCUCUGAUUGGUUAAAACAGGGUUUCACUCUUUUUUCUCCUUCUUUACUCAACAUGUCAGCUUCUUAAAUGCACUUAUGUGUUUUUUUUAACUUGAAUCUGAUCCGUAAUAUGACAGAAGACAACUUAAAAACAACUAUUGUAUCAACCGUAGCAACAAUCUGACGUCAUCACGAAGAGGAAGUAGAGAUAACUUUACAAACGUAGUGUUCAGAGCAGACUUUCAGGGAGCAUUUAUACAUAUAUUCACCUCAAGUUUUGAGUAUUUGACAAUCUUUAACAUCUGAUAUCGUAAAAGUAUAAAAAGUAAGUCUCCUUUAAAGGGGCUUGGCACCAGACCUAAAUAUUUUGUACUGCUCAGAAGGCUUUGGGCUACGAAAAGAUAGUAAAAGUGAUAAAAACACAGACAUCAAUCACCUACAUGCCAUCAGAAAUACAGGGGAAUUAGCUGCAGGGUGAGAGGCAGGUACAAGAAAGUGUUGAAAAGUUUCUGGGUGGAUUUUUCCUUUAAAGAUCUGACAGAAAAUAACUUUUUCAAGUCCUAAAGACGACUUUCCAAAGCAGCACAUGAGACUCUCAUAGUAGUCUCAAGUAUUAAACUUUGCAAGGAAGAACAUCUUUUAACAUCUGAGCAAGCAUUUACUGUCAUGCAAAUACCACUAAAUGUUAGUGUUUGACAUGUUUUAUUCCUCUUUUUUUAUAUAUAUGUAUAGUUUUGGCUUUUUUUGCAUCUCAGAUACAGAAGUCGCAGCACACA
This is a messenger RNA of Scomber scombrus (Atlantic mackerel), 1936 nucleotides long. RefSeq names its product FKBP prolyl isomerase 7 (gene fkbp7). Lineage: Eukaryota; Metazoa; Chordata; Actinopteri; Scombriformes; Scombridae. The transcript is spliced from 4 exons. The record is from RefSeq and is a predicted model, not a curated record. The coding region runs from base 2 to 661 and encodes 219 amino acids. Gene Ontology annotation, molecular function: calcium ion binding; peptidyl-prolyl cis-trans isomerase activity.